Messenger RNA from Larimichthys crocea (large yellow croaker), 1539 nucleotides. It is a transcript of the gene timm13, whose product is annotated as translocase of inner mitochondrial membrane 13 homolog (yeast). The coding region runs from base 136 to 423 and encodes 95 amino acids. The record is from RefSeq and is a predicted model, not a curated record. The transcript is spliced from 3 exons. NCBI's taxonomy places the organism in Eukaryota, Metazoa, Chordata, Actinopteri, Sciaenidae.
AAAUGACGUCACCCGACUUCCGUCGCUGUCAAGGGCACCGAAAUCUUGCGUUAGCCAAGUCUAGCAGCGUCUGUCUGCACGUGCAUCUAAAGCAGGUCAGUACAGCAACAGUUGUCGGUGUCGGCUCCGGUACAAAUGGACGGGUUCGGGUCAGACUUCUCAGCAGGUGCGUCGGGCGGUAAGGUGGACGCCGGACAGAUCAUGGAGCAGGUCAAGGUCCAGAUCGCGGUGGCUAACGCGCAGGAGCUGCUGCAGAGAAUGACAGACAAAUGCUUCAAGAAGUGCAUAGGUAAACCUGGAAGUACGCUGGACAACUCUGAGCAGAAAUGUAUUGCCAUGUGUAUGGACCGGUAUAUGGAUGCCUGGAACACUGUGUCCCGAACAUACAACUCCAGAUUACAGAGGGAAAGAGCUCGCAUGUGAACAUCCCCUUCUUCAUCCUUCCCUUCCUCAGGCUGCCGCUUGCAGUGAGAAGGACCACAUCUGGAAGCCAGAGGCUGUGUACAGAUGUGUCGCAGCAGCAGCAGCACACUAUCAACUUCUGUCAUUAUACCUCACAGACAGGCAAAGCAGAGCCUGUGGACUCUAGCCAUAACAAUGUCUCUGUGGACAUCUUCAGUUUGCUCUGAGGAACAGUUCAGUAACAAAGUGUGAUUAUUUGUGUUUUUAUGUUAUAAAUAAAUAAUGAAUCUUCUGGUUAACAAGUAAACAUGCAUUGUAAAAUCCUGGAGUUUGGGCCUGCACGUCCAAAGACAUUUGGACAAUUGGAAACUUUAAAUUGCGCGUUGGCAUGAAUGUGUUUGUGCACAUGUGCUAUCUCUCCAGGGUGUACCCUAUAUCUUUUGCAGUGCUUGCUGGGAUAUGUUUCAGCUCCCUGAAAAGGAUAAGCACAGGAUAAAAGUGGCCAUCUUAAAUUAGUCAACUGCAACACUAAAGCGAGCGCUGUGCUCUAAAACUAUGUGUUUGCCUUCCUGCCAUGCAUCUAAGGCUGAGGCUUUUUUGUUGGCCUGUAUAAUUAGGACACUGUUGCCCAUUCUUUUCAUUGUGUUUCUGCUCAGAGACACUAAGUAUUUGUGCUUAGGCAAUAAGCAGCACAGCUGGAGCACUAAAGGGAAAACAUAGGCCUUCCUUAACAUGCUUUUACUGUAAAAGACCUACUUAAAAUCACCUUGAGGACCAACAUAGUGUUUUCACAACUGUGAACCUGACAUUCACAAGCCUCCAAACAGUCCUAUAUCAAAGUACGCCUGGAGAACAAAACUGUUUUGUCUGACCUGUUUAGUUGUCACACUAUCUGCCACACUCCACAGUAGUGGGCUUGUUUCAGCAGGGUCUGCCUUGCUGUAUACGGGGCACUGAACCUUUCUCAGUUUUGUGUGCACGGUUUGUCAAAUGUCUGGGAACUGCAAACCUUUCUUUCCCCCUGCAUAGUUUAUGUAAGGAAGUAAGAGCCAGAAAAGCGUGUGAAAACCAUUUACAGUGUGAUUGUGAGCAGAUAGAAUGAUUUUCAUGAAAAAUCAAUAAAUCUUGUCAAUCAGG